Molecule: messenger RNA, 2004 nt
Organism: Echinops telfairi (small Madagascar hedgehog)
Lineage: Eukaryota; Metazoa; Chordata; Mammalia; Afrosoricida; Tenrecidae
Gene: CAPN13
Product: calpain 13
Exons: 21
Coding region: 1-2004 (667 amino acids)
Biological process (GO): proteolysis
Cellular component (GO): cytoplasm
Molecular function (GO): calcium-dependent cysteine-type endopeptidase activity; calcium ion binding
Source: RefSeq, a predicted model, not a curated record
AUGGCUUAUCAUCAGGAUCCUCUAGCUGAGACCUCAGUUGUAAAGUUCAAGGGCCAGGACUUUCAAUCCUUACGGGAUCAUUGCUUAAGCAAGGGCCUGCUGUUUGAGGAUGACACAUUCCCUGCGGCUGAUUCCUCCAUCGGCCUGAAGCUGCUCCAGGAGAAAGAACUCCAGAACCCAACGUGGAAGCGCCCAACGAUGGAUCCAUCAAGGGGCCCCCCUUACUUUAUCCUGGAAGGCGCAAGCCGAUUUGACAUCCAACAAGGCCAAGCAGGAGACUGCUGGGUCCUGGCAGCCCUCGGAUCCUUGACCCAGAGCCCGCAGUGUCUUCAGAGGAUCCUGCCGACGGACCAAAGCUUUUCACACAAGUAUGCAGGGAUUUUCCAUUUCCGGUUCUGGCAGUGUGGACAGUGGGUGGACGUGGUGGUUGAUGACCGCCUGCCUGUGAAGGACCAGCGCCAUUACCUCUUCGUAUGUCCUCGCAAAAACAACCACGAGUUCUGGCCCUGCCUCCUGGAGAAAGCCUAUGCCAAGCUGCAUGGGUCCUAUUCCCACCUGCAUUAUGGCUACAUUGAGGAUGCCUUUGUGGACCUCACCGGAGGAGUGGUGACCAUCCCAGGCCCGAGCCCCACCCCUUCCGACCUGAUGAUGGUGGUGAAGACAGCGGCCCAGGCCGGCUCCCUGAUGGCCUGCCAGACCCCACCUGGGCCCACUAUCGGGGACAGUGAGAUGGAGAAUGGCCUGGUGAGCAGACACGCCUACACAGUGACAGGGGCAGAGCAGGUUCAAUACAGGAGAGGCUGGGAAGAAAUUAUGCGCCUGUGGAACCCCUGGGGCCAAACGGAAUGGAAGGGACGCUGGAGUGACAGGUCUCUGGAGUGGCAGGAAACCCAGGACCCUAAGAAGCACCAGCUGCAUAAGAACAAGGACGAUGGAGAGUUCUGGAUUUCGUGUCGGGAUUUCCAAGACAACUUCUCCAGGCUUAUAAUCUGUAACCAGAUUCCAAUCAGCCUGGACCAUGGAAACACGCUGCAUGAAAGAUGGUCUGAAAUGACGCACGAGAGCCAAGGUACCAAAGGAAAUGCGGCAGAAGGCCCUUGGCAGGACCCUCAGUACUUGUUCAGUGUCCAAGACCCCACGGAAGGCUACAAUGUCAUCGUGUCCUUCACCAUCCAGCCACAGAGUUUGACAUCGACCAAAAGGGAAAUUCCACUCACCUUCCGAGUGUUCAAGGUUGACUCCCAGUUCCAACAGUUCCAGGAAAGACUGCCUCCCAAGUUUUUUUCCCAAGGCCGAGCUCAUGUCCAGGGCAUGCACUUGAAAACCAAGUACAACGUCACACGGUACUUCCACUUGAGCCCCGGGACCUAUGUCGUGGUCCCCUGGACGACCAAAGAUGAAGUUGGAUUCUUCCUCCGAAUCUUUGUGAAACUGUCAUCCAUGGACAGGAACCUGGACAGCAAUUUCAACCUCAGAGAAGUGAAGGCCAGCCAAAUCCAGCAAAACAUUUUCCAGCGAUAUGCUCAGCAGAAGCCGGACAUCGACGCCCCCCAGCUUCAGCACCUACUCAAUCAGGAACUCCUGCAAGGACUCCCAGGGGACACAUUCUCCUUGGAUGAGUGCCGGAGCAUUGUGGCGCUGAUGGACCUGAAGGUGAACGGCCGGCUUGACCAAGAAGAAUUUAAAAGGCUGUGGGAGCGCCUGACCAAAUGCCAGGCUGUUUUCCAGAACACUCGGAGGAGCUCCGGAGAUCUCCUGAGUGCGGAUCUGUGGCAGGCCAUAAAGAAUACAGACUUCCUUGCAGGGAUCUCCAUCAGCAGAGACCUGCUGGAGCUCAUGACCCUCCGGUACAGCGACAGUGCCGACAAGGUCAGCUUCCCAAGUCUGGUCUGCUUCCUGAUGCGACUUGAAGUUAUGUCAAAGACUUUCCGAAACCUCUCCAAAGAUGGAAGAGGUCUCUACCUGACAGAAAUGCAGUGGAUGCACCUCGUCAUGUACAGCUGA